UUCCCUCUCAGCGCUCAGACUGAAUCUAGCGUUUUUUGUCGUGUUUUAGCUUAAUAACACGAGCAAACCGAGUCGAGGACACAAGAGUAAAACAAGCGGCUUGGAGCUAACUGGAGGACUUUCUUCCCAGCGUGGGUUUUUGGGACCGUUAAAGAGACGUUUUGCCCCCCUCCUGUCUUGACAGCUGGCUUGCGGAUUGCCCCCGUUUCGCACUUAAAGUUCAGUGAGCCAGCUGAGAUGAGCGGUCCAGAGGUCGCCAACACACCGGGAGGCGGAGCGCCGGGAAAGGAAGGGAAAGAGCCGGUGGCCAAUGGGCACGCAGGAGACGGACCCGAUGCCAAUCCGUUUGCUGAGUACAUGUGGAUGGAGAACGAGGAGGAGUAUAACAGACAGGUGGAAGAGGAGCUGUUGGAGCAGGAGUUCCUGGAGCGCUGCUUCCAGGAAAUGCUGGAGGAAGAAGACCAAGACUGGUUCAUCCCUUCGCGUGACCUCAACAACCAGGGAGUCGGCCAGCUGCAGCAGCAACUCAACGGGCUGUCGGUCAGCGACCACCACAGCAACGUGGAGGAAGUGGCGAGGAAGAGCAUCUUGAAUCCUGAAGCGAAGGAAUUUGUGCCAGGGAUGAAAUACUAGAAGUCCCCCUCACCCCCUGGAGCCUUCAUGCACACAUGAGCCCUUGCACAUCCAGAGACUCUUUACGGCCGUGGCCGCACACAUUCUUAUUGUUACACACACGCAAACACACACCGUACACUUGAAGUCAGUGGCGUGCCGGUAGGCCCAGUUGGGGGGUGGGGGGAUUUCUAUUUUUUUUCUUUUCUUUUUUUCCUCUUUAAUCUUUUUAUUUUUGUUUUUUUUCUCGUAAACUGAGGGGCGCUGGGCCCCACAGACGCUAGCUCAUCAUUUGCAUUUCACGUGUCAUAUUUGCCGUUUUGCAAAGCAUGCAGAGCUCACUGUGGCUCCCUGGGAACUGUGGCAGCUACCUGAGAGAGAUGCCAGGUCAAAACUUCAACCCAAAGGCUUUACAAGAAAUCAAAAUCAGUUCGGAUCCACACUUGUAAUUGCUUUAUUUUCAAUUUUUUUUUCUUUUCUCUAAAAUGAACAAACACCAUUUUUAGUAGGAAGAGGGUUUCAGCAACAGCAAGGCUAAAGAAGGACAAGAAUUUCAGGGGACUCCAGUGAGGUUCUGUGGCUGCUCUGCAAACUCAUCAGUCAAGAAAAUUCAUUAAAUCCGAUAUACGAAAACUCCUGCUUACAUCGCAGCUCUUGUGCAUCUAGAGAUACGAGUUCACCCGUAGCGGCAGCGGCUCUGUUUCUGAGCAAACCCAGAUGCCUCCUGCCCUCCCCCGCCCUUCGCCCCCACCCUGCCUGGCAGUUCACUUCCACCGGUCAGAGCAGACAUGGACAGCUGUAAUUGUGGAUGAGAAAUUUACUUUUCAGAUUUUUAUAUUGUCCAGUGCGUAAGAGCCGAGGUGGUUUAACGCCUAAAUCAUGCAUCAAGUUGAGUUUGUUGUUUAAAAAUAUAUAUAGAUUCUAAUUGUUUAUUUUGCUAUCGGCUUCAUGCUUGGUUUCAGAUUGGGUUUAUUUGGGGACCAGCGUUGUUAUGGGAACGGGGGGACGGAGGGAGACGGGUUUGCUUUGAAACUCAGCCGCUGCCUCCUCCUGCUGGACCGGCUCGGUUCGCUCAGAUUUGGUGUCCAGAUCUGUCUCCUUUUUUUUUUUUUUCCCUCCUUUCUUUCCACUUAGUGUGUUUGAGGACGAGUCGUUGGUUUCUACUGUGGUGUCCAAUUUGUCCUGAUAAAGUGGAGCAUUUGGUGGACAGUAUUGCAUCCCUCCAAUUCUUUUCAUUUCUACUCAAGGACAGAAUUUGUUUUCCUUCUCGACGAAGUUCUUCCUUCUGAACCAGAACUCCUCGUGUUCCAGGAUUUUCCGGAGUUUGUAUUGUUUGAAUAUGAUAUCAGUUAAGUUUCAGCUGCAAUCGCAAAUUACGACGUCCUGUUUUCUGAAAUCUGCCACGUGGGCUUAUAAAUUCAGCGGCAGUAUUAUGGAGAAACCAUCAGAAUAUUUCACCACUGGGUAAUUGGUCGUCCUAUUGGCUCGUCUUGGUGCUGUCGCUGCCCGGAAAUGCAGGAGUUCUGGUUUUCUGGUGGAACUUCCUCAGUGUUGGACCACAGCACCGAACAGCAACCUGGAGAAUGGAUAAGCCAGCGGGGACCGUCCGCCAGGUGGAUCGUACAACAUGAAAUCAUUUUUGGUGAUUUUUGUUUUGAGUUAGAUGACAGAAGCUGUUUCAAAAAAAAAAAAAAAAGAGAAACGGGGGAAAAAAUAAAAAAAAAAAUUCUGAAAACACAGUAUGAAUUUCAAUAGAGUUAAAAAUAAUGAAAAAAGACGAAUAAAGAUGUUAAAGACAAA
Poeciliopsis prolifica (blackstripe livebearer) is the source of this 2412-nucleotide messenger RNA. It is a transcript of the gene paip2b, whose product is annotated as poly(A) binding protein interacting protein 2B. Gene Ontology annotation, molecular function: mRNA regulatory element binding translation repressor activity. The record is from RefSeq and is a predicted model, not a curated record. Gene Ontology annotation, biological process: negative regulation of translational initiation. The coding region runs from base 238 to 633 and encodes 131 amino acids. The transcript is spliced from 4 exons. NCBI's taxonomy places the organism in Eukaryota, Metazoa, Chordata, Actinopteri, Cyprinodontiformes, Poeciliidae. Gene Ontology annotation, cellular component: cytoplasm.